CUGGUGGGAUGGGAACACCUGCUUGCUAUGAAUGCUGUUUUCCUUGCCACGACUUUCCAAACCCUAGUCUCUGGGAGUGACUGGACUGGACAGGACUGGAGAGGAACACAUCAUAUCGUUUAUAAUCUCCACGGCACACCGGAGGGCCUUUUCUCUAAUCGCCCGUUUUCCUCUGGCCUUAGGCGCAAGACAUUCUCCCCCGUCCCUUAGCGCUCACUAGCCGUCGCCGCGCCAGCCGCUGUCGAACCGUCGUUGGUGGUUGCGGCCCGAUCCCCAGCAGCGGCGUUUGUCCGAAGCGAGAGGGCGAGCUGUGGGAUCUCGCCAUGGGAGCAGCCAGCAGCUCCGUGGACGCCGCGGGGAUGGUGGGCGAGGAGCGGCGGCUGCACGAAGGGGAGGAGAAAGGGGAGGAUGGGGCGGAAGGGGAGGGGGAGGAGGGGGAGGACGACAUGGGCGCGCUGUGGCGGCAGUUGAGCCGGUCGGUGCGCAUGCGGGUGUCGCGCGGCGACGGGCCCAACCACUGCGAUCGCCUGGCGGAUGAACAGCUGGUGGACGUGCUGUCUCGCCUCGGCGCACUUGACCUCACGCGCGCGGCCCUCGCCUGCCGCCGCUUCAACCGGCUGUGCCGCCAGGUGCGCGUGAUUGAAAGCGCGGGCGAGAGCGCUGCGGAGGUGGCGCGGCUGCUGCGCGUGCUGCCGGGCAUCCUGGGCACGGCGUCCGUGGUGCGCCUCGUCAGCCCCGACAGCGAGGACGACGCCGCUGCUGAGAUCCGCGCCAUCCGUGCGUAUGGCUUCCGAUGCGCGCCCGCUGCUGCUGCUGCUGCUGGCAGUGCGGACAGCUGCAGCAGCGGUAGCAGGGUUGGCAGUGGCGGUGCUGACAGCGAGGGAAGCAUCGGUGCUGCAUCUCCAGCAUCAGCAGCAGCAGCAACAGCAGGGCGUGGGUCUGCUGUGGUAGAUAGGGGCGACAGAAACAGGAGUGCAGGAUACGUGCGAGUGGGGGGUGAAUCUGAUGCAGCAGCCACAGGGGUGUUUGCAGCGGACACGGAUGAGGCAGGCACGGCAGCAGCAGCAGCAGCUUCUCCCUCAUCCCCCCCACAGGCGCACGAGCAAGGAAGCGGGCAGGAGGCGGGGCAGGCAGGGGAGGGCAGGGCAGCGUACGUGUGGGGGGGCUCGGAGCUGUCGUGGGAGAACCUGCCGUGCCGGCACGCAAAGAGCGUGGGCAUGUUCCUCUGCCCGUCGCUCACGGCGCUCACCCUGGGCGUGGUGCACGUGCGGCGCCACAGCCUGCCCACCAUGGCCGUGCUGCACCUGCUGCCCGACACGUGCCCGCGCCUGCGCACGCUGCACGUGAGGGCGGGUCCUGCACGGCUGUGGGAUGAUGAUGAUGAUGAUGAUGAUGAUGAUGGGGAUGGGGAUGGGGAUGGGGAUGUUGACGCUGACGCUGACGCUGACGCUGAUGCUGACGCUGAUGCUGAUGCUGACGCUGACGCUGACGCUGACGCUGAUGCUGAUGCUGAUGCUGAUGCUGAUGCUGAUGGUGAGGAUGGCGAGGAUUCUAGUUUGAGUGGCGGAGAGGGCGGGGAGGAAGACGAGGGGGAGGAUUUCGCAGUGGCGUUGGGGCAGGAGGGUGAGAGGGUGGAAGGGGGGGGCGAGGGCGAGGUUGCAGAGGGGGGUGGGGAGGGGAGGGGAGAGGGGGAGGAGGGGGAGGGGGAGGAGGAAGAGGAGGAGGGUAUGACGGUCGCUGCUAGUCUGGGGUCAGUCGGUGACAGAGAUGGGGAGGGAGGAGAGGAAGGAGGAGAGGAGGGAGGAGGAGAGGAUGAGGCGGAUGGCAUGAGGCAGCAUUUGGGGCACAGCAGGAGAGGGCGCACGAGAGGUUGGAGGCAGCAGCAAUGGAAAGACAUCAGGAGCAGCAGGAGGAGCAGGAGGAGCAGGAGGAGCAGGAGGAGCAGCAGGAGCAGGAGGGUUAUUCAAGGGCGGUGGACGUGGAUGAGGGCUGUGGUUGGGGUUCAGGUCACAGUGCGGCGUGGACGUUGCUGCGUGCUCUGGCGCCCGAGGCUGCAGCACACGCGCAGCCCGGUGUGCUUGUGACGGGGGGCACGCCCGUGCAGCAGCACA
Molecule: messenger RNA, 2111 nt
Organism: Closterium sp. NIES-67
Lineage: Eukaryota; Viridiplantae; Streptophyta; Zygnematophyceae; Desmidiales; Closteriaceae
Source: the annotation of a GenBank genome assembly